AAUCGAUCGUAGGUCCGAGACAUCGAGAGAGAGAGAAAAGGGAGCUUCGCAAUUUAUCCACCGUUUUAAGGAGGCUAACUGUGCGCCAUCGUCGACGGAUCCCCAGACACUGUGCUCCCGCAGCCACGAGCUAUACGCCGCCAUAUUGUGUCUUUCUCGCUAGUGGCAAGGAAAAACAUUGUGAUCACGUGGCGCAAUUUUCUAGUAAACGAACGUUACAGAUCGUAAUUGUCUUUUUGAUAAUUGAACGUAGUAGGGUGCUCGUCAGUGGGAUAUAUAAACAAAGCUCUUACGUGGAAGAGAAAAAGGAAAGAAAAAAAAAGACCGAUUAACGGAGUUGUCAGCAAUUGUAGUUACCGUGGAUUUAAAAUAUGUCAUCCACGCAUAUUCAAAUUGUAAAGUGGAGCUUCCCUGCUUUUGCUUUGAUCAUUGGUCUUCUCUGGUACAAACGAAGACGCGUAGACCGAGCUGAUCCAGGUGGAAUUAGCACGUCGAACGUGAAAGAGAGCAACAAUGAUGUAAAUACUAAGUUAUACAAUACUCCUACAAACGAAGAUUUAAAUCUCUCAGAUUCUGGUAUUCACGCCAAUGAUUCUUUCUCGAGUUUACUUGCUCAAAGCAUAGAUGAAACGAUUAAUAAUAUCGAAAAGGUCAGCAAAAAAGUAGAUAUUACAACUAGGAAGCCAGCAACGUCACCUAUUUCUGUACCAUCAGCAAAAUCUUUAGAGAAUAAUCAAGAUUGGUACAAGGACGUCGAAAUAAUUUCGAAUAUGGAGGUACAAUUAGGAAGUAAUCCUAACACCAAUAACUUCGACUUGAUAGCGAGAAGUAUGGGAGCAACUACGUAUUCCAACGAUACUGCUAACGACAAAAAGAUCGAGAAGAUAUUCAAAGAUAUUCCCGAAGAAAAAGAAUCAAAUCAUGUCCACGAAGUAACGUCUUCUGUAAAUAAACAAGAAGAGAUAAAUAAUCCGUCUGUUUUCACCGAAUCCAAGGAACAGCUUCAGAAUUAUCCGCCGGAGGAAGAAAAUAAAAUUCAAGCUCAAGCAUUAUCCGAAAGAGAUUCUGCAAAUUAUAGUCCGGUGUCUGGAGUUUUAGAAGGAAGUGUAACGGACGAAGCAAGAAGCGAAGGAAGUACAGAUAGUGGAAAAGGUGGAAGCAUCAAAGGACAAAUAAAAGAUGUUUCCCUAUACUCUAUCUACGAGUUUUGCAUAUGUCAGAAUUUAGUGGGUAGACUUAUCGGACGUCAUGGUAGUUUCUUACAAAAUAUACGUGCAAAAGCUGGCGUUCAUAUAAUCGUAAAACGUCAUCCUACACUGAGAGAUCAAAAAAUUUGUACCAUUCAAGGCUCAGUAGAAGGCAUUAACAUUGCUUUGGAUAUUAUCAGGCAAAGAUUUCCAGAAAAGAAAUAUCCGUCUGUAACGCUUGAACAGAUUUUACCAAUGGUAAUACCAGAAGGAAUACCAGUUCUUCCUGAAUUAACACAGUUGUCUUUAGUCGAAGGAGUUAACAACGACGUUUUAGUGUGUCAUAUAUCGAAACCAAACAGAUUAUUUCUACAAAUUCCGACACACCCAACAUACCCUUCGCUACGACUUUUAGAUGCAAAUAUGACACAACUAUACAAUUCUACGGAAUCGCCUAUGGUUCCAGACGAACUUACAAAAGGAAUGAUCCUUGUGGCUAAUUGGUAUGACAGAUGGGUUAGAGUAUACGUUGAAGAUCCAGAUCCACGUGGAAAAAUGACUUUAGUACGACUCGUUGAUCAUGGUGGUUAUUGGACUUUCCGCAAUGCUGAUAUGAGGAAAAUAAGGUCAGAUUUUCUAAGUCUACCUUUUCAAGCGAUUGAAGUAUUUCUCGCAAAUUUGCAACCAAAAAAUGGUGAUUGGGAACAAGAGGCAUAUAAUAUCGUUGGGCGGAUGUGUUCAGGAAUCAUUGGACAGGCCCAAAUUGAAGCCUAUAUUAAUGCAAAUGUGUACAUUAAUUUUUUCCUUAAUAUUCCAAAACAUGGGGUGAUAUCUCUUGCCGACGAAUUAAUAGCACGUGGAUACGCAGAAUUUGUAUCUUUAGAGUGUCUAGUAUCGGACGAAGAUGAUACGGUUGUUGCUUCGUAGAAGCAUAAACUUAUGAAAGAGCAUACACUCGUUAAGAAGGGUGUAUAGAGACAUAUGUGAUCGUGUGAUUGUGUUUGAUAAUUUGUGUGAGUGAAUUCAUUUAUAAGUAAAACUUGCGAGAGAAACAUUAUUUUAAGUUUAAACACCUUUAAAUGUAAUAUUUUUUUUUUCUCGUACAUACUUAAAAUAAUGAUAUGCAUUCGUGUUUAUCUGACAUGAGUUCUGUUCAUGAUCAGCAACGAUGAUACUGAAUCAGCACUUGUAAUACUCUAUUAUAACAUUUCAUAAUCGAUGAAUCCUUAUAGCAUUUCGUUACGAAAAAAGUAUGACUAUGGUUAUAAAAAUACUCGUAUUCGAAUUACAAUAGCUCGAUCAUAAAGAUGCAUAGAAAAAAAAAAGAAAAAAAAGAAAAAGAAAAAAAAAAAAAGAAAAAAAAAUUUAUAUCCAUUUACACUAAUGAAAUAUAGAACUUUCGUGCUUGUAAAUUGCAAAUAUUCGAGAUACGUUUCAUAAUGAUGGUACAAAAAUUAUACAAAAAUUUCUUGCAAAUCUUAGAAAUCGAUUAUAAUUGGAUAUAAGUAAAUAUAUAAAUGCAAGAAUAUCUUCAAGUACAUCUCAUGAUUAUGAAACAUUAUCUUUUUCCGUAAGAACUGAUAAAUACGUACUGAACACUCGAAUUAUAAUUCACAACGUAGUAAUAAGUUUUACUCGUAAAACUUCGUUCAUCUGUAUUAUAUAUAAAAUACACAUAGUGCAGCUCUUUAUACGGCACUGAGAGCGUUUCUAACAAAACUUCAUUCUCAUAUUAUAUCUUCGGAUUAUACGAUUUAGAGACUGCUAUGAAAACAUACUUAAGAUUGUUCAUGUUUGCUUUUUCUAUAAGCUGAUUCUAAUAUCAUCUUGUUUGUAUAUAGUGUAACAUUAUACCUUCAUAUAUAAAAUAUUUAUAAUAUCUACCUAAUAAUAAUGACGGAUAGAUGCCAGCUAAGUCUGCAUGUCAACGGUAUGACAAAAUCAGAAUUGUUAACUUAUUCGUUUUAUAUUUUCCAAAAUAAGUGACAUUUUGUGCUAUUUCAAACAAUUUAUCGAUUAUGACUUUUACAUAUAUUUAGAUAAAAAAAAGUUAGUACAAGAAAUCACUAAUUUGUUGGAACAUGAUGAUUUCAUUGUUCUUCCUUUUUCUUUUACAUCUCGUUUGUCUGUAUAGAGUAAAAAAUAAGUGCUAUCCUUAAAACAAGGACCGCUGUCAAAAAUUGCAUAAUUUUCAUUGCAAUAUAUAAAAGUAAUACAAUAAUUAAUAACAAUAACAAAUAAUAAUUUUGUCAAUUCAAGUGAUGCAUUUUGUGAUUGUAUAAUUUUUUUCCUCGAUGUAUCGUUACGAUCUCCGUGGAUUAUUCAUUAAUUAAGAUGUCUAGUUGCUAUUAUGAAAAUACUAAAGACACGUAAUUAAUAAAUAAAACUUUAAUUAAUUAAAUUUUUAAUUGUUAUAACGAUACGAUAUUUUGCAAUUAAAUUUAGUUAUAAUAAUGUUUUGUGUUCUAAGACAUAUUAAACGAAUGGACUGCUGCAGUAAAGAUCUUAUAAAAAAUCUUACAAAAAUAAAAAAAAGAGAAAAUUUAAGAAAGUUAAAAAAAAAAAUUAUACAAAUCACUUAUAUAUAACUUUUGUACUGCGCUCAGCUGGAAACAACUUUCUGAACUGUUAUAUGUUAAUACUGAAUCUUGUUGAUACUUAAAAAUAUAAUGGAAAUAUUUUUCUAAUAACAUGUUUAGAGUACAGUUGCUCAAUUGUUUGUAUUGCAUUAUACACUCCUUACAUCAUUGAGCAUUGAAAAAAUUAAUAUAAUAUUUUCAUUCUAACACUGUUCUGAUGAUCCAUCACAGAUGCAGAUUAAAAAUCAUGUUUUUUUUUUUUUUUUCUUUCCUUAAAGGAUCGUGUAAAGUUUAUGAAGAUUGUAUUCUUUCCAUUGUUAAUAGAUCCUGCAAAUCGAGAAAUUAUUAUAAAUUUUAAUUAAAUGUACAUAUAUUAUAGUUAAAUGCAGCAUCCAAUUAACUACUUAUAAAUCUUCAUUUAUCAUUACCAAAUAAAUGAAGGUCAUUUUGUAUAUAAUUCAAUGUAAUAUCUUUAGCAUUUUCAUUAAAGCUGGCUCAUUUUAAUCGAA
Messenger RNA from Vespula pensylvanica (western yellowjacket), 4275 nucleotides. It is a transcript of the gene spoon, whose product is annotated as KH domain-containing protein akap-1. The record is from RefSeq and is a predicted model, not a curated record. The coding region runs from base 372 to 2114 and encodes 580 amino acids. The transcript has 6 exons. Lineage: Eukaryota; Metazoa; Arthropoda; Insecta; Hymenoptera; Vespidae. Gene Ontology annotation, molecular function: RNA binding.